ACUCUCUCUCUCUCUCUCCCAGCCGCCCCCGCUCUCGUCUCACAGAACAGAAGCAACUUGCCACCGCCGCUUCAAAUCUCACAAUUUCUACUCUCUGUUGGUCAUCAGUUAGAGUCCAAAAGAAUGGAAGAGAAGGAUACAACAAGCCCUAAGACAACGCAAGAGCUAGCAAUGGAAGGCCAGAAGCAUCUAGAAGAAACCAUAGAGGCAGCUUUCCAGAUCCUCUCCUCCAUGAACGACGAGCUAUGCAACCCCACAUUGUGGUCCACCACUUCCUCUUUUUCAGCUGCUACGAACAUUGCAAAUGGUCCUGCUCCCCACGCAAAUGGUGUCAAUAAUGGCGAUUCAUCUUCUUCUGAAAACACUUCUACCCAUCACGGAGACUUAAUUGGUGCUGGUGGUUCUGGCACCGGAGGAGCUCUUGAAGAGGCUCGGCUUCGGUAUACGAACUCUGUGCGCUUACUCCGUGCUGUUCUCACUGCGAUUCCCAACUCUCAGAAGGCACCAUCUGAAACUAGUUCAACUGUAGUCAGUUCAGAAUCACCAGCAGGUGAAGCUGAAAUUGAGAAGUUAGAUGAGCGAGCCUCCAAUUUGAGAAAGGAGCUUGCAAACAAGAAUGUGUAUGUCAAGUUUCUUAUAGAUCAACUACGAGAUCUUAUUACUGACAUAUCAACAUGGCAAAGUCCAUGUUCCAUCUGAUUUCGGAAUGGAUCUAAAAAAUAUAGUGUCCUUGCACACUGAAGAACUCUGAAGGUGAUUUUGCUUUAGUAUUAAGUUUGCACAAUCUGUGAUAUUUAUAAUUGUUUACCUUUUCCAAUCAGUUUGGCGAGGGUUUGGUUAUGAUUUUCACAGGGGUAAAUUUAACGAGGAGAAUAUUAGAUUAGAGAUACAGUGGCGAAAGUUUGUAAAUCUUGAGACAUCUGAGGUUAAAGAUCAAGUUGUGGAAUCAAAUUUCCGA
Prunus mume (Japanese apricot) is the source of this 958-nucleotide messenger RNA. RefSeq names its product mediator of RNA polymerase II transcription subunit. The record is from RefSeq and is a predicted model, not a curated record. Lineage: Eukaryota; Viridiplantae; Streptophyta; Magnoliopsida; Rosales; Rosaceae. Gene Ontology annotation, cellular component: mediator complex.